UUGGUCAUAGUUGGUGCAUCUUUGAUAAACUAAACUUCAAAGCGUUUUAUUUCAUUUGGUUUGUGCAUAUUUUAAAUUCCAAGCAAGAAAUGCAUUCAGUUGUUUUCGUAGUCGUAUUGCAUGGUGUCCUGGCGGGAGUGAGUUGUGCUGCAGCGACCUCGGAAAAGGAGGUGUCCAAGAGAUCAACCGUUCUUUAUGCAGAUGAAUAUUUGCCGUCGUCCUUAAUUUCGUCUUUACCAAAAGUAAACGGACCAUGGCUUCCAUCGCCACGACCAGUUCCACCAUCUCCAGCUGAAGUCUCCAAUAUUAUAGCGUCCGCCAAGCAGGCGUCGGCCAACGUUAUUAUUGCUCAACAGCAAGUGCAAGCUGCGAAAGAGAAUGUGCUGAACCAACAGCGGAUCGCAAUGGAAAAGGAGGCAAAUGCUGCCAUUCUAACCCAAAAAAGUGAAGCUGCAGCUGCUGUUCAACGCUCGGAGGCUGCAGCCGCAGCACAAGCAGUUAUUCUUGCUCAACACAGACUCGCUGCGGCCAAAUCUUCAGUUGCUCAUCAACAAAGACUUGCUGCUGCAAAAGAAGCCGAGGCUGCUGCAGCUCUACAAAGUUCAGCUCAAGCAGCAGCAGCAGAAAUUCACAGAACAGAGGCCGAGGCUGCCAAAUUGGCGAAUUUACAACGAAUUGGAGCUGCAAACAUCGCUCACCAUGUCACCGCUACAAAAGAUGCAAUUGUGGCUCCAUUAUCCAGUGGAAAUAACAAUGUCCCGAAUAUUCCUCUUCCAUGGAUUUCACCACCAUCAUCCACACCAUGGGCAGCUACAGGACCAACAGGACAUGGAGCUUUGUAUGUCCCAUCAAAGGGAUUUACCGUCGGUCAUAUUUGGGGAUAAGGCAGAUGGUUAUACGGCUUUAUAGCGACUGAAAUGGCAUUUCCUAUUUAAUAUGUACU
Hermetia illucens (black soldier fly) is the source of this 943-nucleotide messenger RNA. RefSeq lists its product as uncharacterized. Bases 90 to 884 code for a protein of 264 amino acids. Lineage: Eukaryota; Metazoa; Arthropoda; Insecta; Diptera; Stratiomyidae. The transcript is spliced from 4 exons. The record is from RefSeq and is a predicted model, not a curated record.